Entrophospora sp. SA101 is the source of this 534-nucleotide messenger RNA. The record is from the annotation of a GenBank genome assembly. NCBI's taxonomy places the organism in Eukaryota, Fungi, Glomeromycota, Glomeromycetes, Entrophosporales, Entrophosporaceae.
AUGGCUUACGAUACAUAUACAGAAAGUUAUAUCAGUACCAUCGGUGUAGAUUUCAAAAUUCGUACAAUUGACCUUGAAGGAAAAACAGUAAAAUUACAAAUUUGGGAUACAGCAGGUCAAGAACGUUUUCGUACAAUCACAUCUUCCUAUUACCGUGGGGCUCAUGGGAUUAUUGUAGUUUAUGAUGUUACUGAUCCAGAUACCUUCACUAACGUAAAACAAUGGCUCCAGGAAAUUGACCGAUAUGCUUGUGAAGGAGUAAAUAAAUUAUUGGUUGGAAAUAAGAAUGAUUUAGCAAAUAAGAAAGCUGUAGAAUAUUCAGUUGCAAAGGAGUUUGCCGAUCAAUUAAGUAUUCCAUUCUUGGAAACAUCAGCUAAAAAUGCUACAAAUGUUGAACAAGCCUUCUUAACAAUGGCUAAACAGAUUAAAGACAGAAUGGGCACGACAACAGUCUCAACUGGAGCACCAAAACAAACUGUUAAAGUUGGACAAGGUGCACCGGUGCCACAACAAUAUAGUAGUGGAUGUUGUUAG